UUUCUCAUCUCAACUGACCGUAUAACCGUUUUGUUUUGUUUCUUACAUCCAAACAUGUCUGAUUUCUCUAAACCAAGGGUGAACGGGAAAAUGUUGUCAAGUUUUCAGGGACGAUGUGUUUGUGUACUUGGAAACGCUAAAGAUGUUGACAGCAAUGGGACAGCUUUCACCCUGUCAACAAGUGAUGGUCAAGAUAUCAGAAUAAUUAUGCAGGAGCCUCUUGGAGAGUAUGUUUCAGGAUUAACUGAAGUCCACGGGAAUGUGGAUGCACAGAACAACAUUCAUUGUCAAAACUACAUAGCUUUCCCCAAGGAAAUAAGUGAUACAUUUGACAUGGGACUUUAUAAUGAUGCAGUGGAGUUAACAUCACGGUUCAGUGAAUUUUAUAAAGUUGGUGUGACAGAUCAAUAGAACUACAUUCAUAUCUUUAAAAGUACGGUUCUUCAAGAAAAGGAAAUGAAAAAACUUGCUGUGUAACAGUUAUUUUUUAUUGUGAAUUUGAAACAUUAUCCAUAUUGGAUAAUAAAUUCAGAAGAUGUAAUAAUGUGUAUAUUUUCAGUCUGCUGACCAUUAUCAUUCCCAAUGCUUGUUAUGUAUUCUUCAUAAAUACUACCGGGGUAUUCAUAUUGUGGAUUUGAUUUUGAUAAAUCUUGCAUAAUGCUUCUUUAUUGAUUUUUGAUGACUGAAUGAUGCUUUUUUUGCAACUUGUGCAAAAAUAAAUAUGCAAUUGU
Saccostrea cuccullata (small rock oyster) is the source of this 731-nucleotide messenger RNA. Its product is annotated as replication protein A 14 kDa subunit-like. The coding region runs from base 55 to 411 and encodes 118 amino acids. Gene Ontology annotation, biological process: mismatch repair; double-strand break repair via homologous recombination; base-excision repair. Gene Ontology annotation, cellular component: nucleus; DNA replication factor A complex; site of double-strand break. NCBI's taxonomy places the organism in Eukaryota, Metazoa, Mollusca, Bivalvia, Ostreida, Ostreidae. The record is from RefSeq and is a predicted model, not a curated record. Gene Ontology annotation, molecular function: single-stranded DNA binding; damaged DNA binding. The transcript is spliced from 4 exons.